Molecule: messenger RNA, 366 nt
Organism: Letharia columbiana
Lineage: Eukaryota; Fungi; Ascomycota; Lecanoromycetes; Lecanorales; Parmeliaceae
Exons: 3
Coding region: 1-366 (121 amino acids)
Source: RefSeq, a predicted model, not a curated record
AUGUCCUCCUCUCCCACCAAACCCCUCGCCUCCCGCGACAUCAACACCUCGGGCCCCUCGCCCACGAAGCCCAAGGCCGACCAGGUGUCCAACACGGUGGGGAAAGAGAGCGCCAACAAGCCGCAGAGCAUGGAGUAUCACCGGCAGGUACUGCAGAGUCGGUUGGAGGAGGACAAGGCGAAGCAAGUCUACGUCUCACCCUCGGACACGAUCAUGAGCCCAUGCACGGCCAAGCUGUCGGCGUACAAGAGCAAGCAGUUUGGGAAAGCGAAGCCGCAAUCCCUCUUCGCGAAGAUGGAAGCGUCCAAGAAAUCCGAGGCGGCCAAGUCGAGCGAGGGCAAGGAGGGUCAUGACGGUGGUCCUUAG